AUGGGGGAGGAGGCGCUGGAGGAGUAUGACAUAGACAUGCUGGGCGGCGGAAGCGGGGGGCAGGAGCGGGUGAUGCAGUGGGAGGCGGGGCUCCCGGGCGCCGACAAGCUGAGCCCGCUGUCGCAGCCGCUGGUGCCGGUGGGGUUGGCGGCAGCGUUCCGUAUCCCGCUGGAGCCGAGGCGCACACUGCUGGACGUGAAUAGGGCGUCGGCGGCCACCGUCUCCUGGCUGCGGCGCGCGUCAUCGUCGUCGAGCUUGUUCCUGGCGUUCGUGUCGAAGGGAGCUGGCGUGGAGACGGAGUCGGAGUCGGGCGCCACCGCGGGGGGAGCGGGCGGCGGCGGCGGAGGAGGAGGGGCGGUGUCGGAGGGGGGCAGCAAGCGGGCGCGGCUAGUGUGGACGCCGCAGCUGCACAAGAGGUUCAUGGACGUGGUGGCGCACGCGCACCUGGGGACGAAGAACGCGGAGCCGGAGGGAAAGAAAAUGAAGGCGUCAUCAAACAUCUGA
Oryza brachyantha (malo sina) is the source of this 504-nucleotide messenger RNA. Its product is annotated as transcription factor PCL1-like. Gene Ontology annotation, biological process: regulation of DNA-templated transcription. Bases 1 to 504 code for a protein of 167 amino acids. Lineage: Eukaryota; Viridiplantae; Streptophyta; Magnoliopsida; Poales; Poaceae. The record is from RefSeq and is a predicted model, not a curated record. Gene Ontology annotation, cellular component: nucleus. The transcript is spliced from 2 exons. Gene Ontology annotation, molecular function: DNA-binding transcription factor activity.